AUGGAAACAUUAAUGCAGAAGUAUAACAUUAUUCAUAAGGUGGCCACUGCUCACCACCCACAGACAAAUAGACAAGUUGAGGUAUCUAACCAGGAAAUUAAGAGGAUUCUAGAGAACAUGGUAAAGCUCCAUAGGAAAGAUUGGAGCACUCGAUUAGGGGAUGCCUUGUGGGCCUACCGGACCGUCUAUAAGACUCCAAUAGAAAGAAAGCUACAGUUGGAGGAGUUAGAGUGUUUAAGGUUGGGGGGUUAUGAUAAUGCCCACAUAUACAAAGAAAGAACUAAAGCGGUGCAUGAUCGGCAUAUCAAGCGGAAGAAAUUCCAAGUGGGUGAUUUGGUACUACUAUACAACUCAAGGUUGAGGUUGCUACCCGGGAAGCUCAGAUCAAGAUGGAAUGGUCCGUAUAUUGUUGAUAAAGUUGUGUCCUAUGGAGUUGUUCACUUACAUCAUCCUACUAGUGCUACCAUCUUCAAGGUGAAUGGUCAUAGGCUCAAGUUAUACCAUCAUACCAAUCCCAAGAGUGACAAGGAGGUGUAG
Arachis ipaensis is the source of this 537-nucleotide messenger RNA. RefSeq lists its product as uncharacterized. The record is from RefSeq and is a predicted model, not a curated record. Gene Ontology annotation, molecular function: nucleic acid binding. NCBI's taxonomy places the organism in Eukaryota, Viridiplantae, Streptophyta, Magnoliopsida, Fabales, Fabaceae.